Pezoporus occidentalis (night parrot) is the source of this 2543-nucleotide messenger RNA. RefSeq names its product nucleolar protein 4 like (gene NOL4L). The transcript has 11 exons. Lineage: Eukaryota; Metazoa; Chordata; Aves; Psittaciformes; Psittacidae. The coding region runs from base 121 to 2124 and encodes 667 amino acids. The record is from RefSeq and is a predicted model, not a curated record.
CCGCGCCUCCCCGCUUGCCCCCCGCCGCACGCUCCGGGACAGGGCGCGGGGCCGGGAACCGCCGUUGCUGCUGCUGCUGCUGCUGCUGCUACCGCCGCCGCCGCCGCUACCGGCCGGGCGAUGCCGAAGCCGCCGUUGCUGCUACGGGGGAGCCGCCCCGGGGACAGCGAGCUGGGGCGGCAGUUCCGGGACUGGUGCCUGCGCACCUACGGGGACUCGGCUAAAACCAAGACGGUGACCCGGAGCAAGUACCAGCGCAUCGCUGAGGUGCUGCAGGGGGGAUCCGGCUCCGGCGGCGGCUCCGGCGGGGGGGAGAAAGGCAAGUUCCAGUUCUGGGUCCGGUCCAAGGGCUUCCGCCUGGGAAACGGCACCAGGGAGGCGACGAAGAUGGGUCAAGUGGUGGUAUAUGUGCCGGUGAAAACGGGAACGGGGGCAGAUGGACUGACGGAGCCCGAGGGCAUCUCUCUGAAGCGCGUGGCCGUGGUGGAAGAUUUCUUUGACAUCAUCUACUCGAUGCAUGUGGAGAGCUCGUCGGAGCCGGGCAAAGCACCCAAACAUGCCGGGCAGAAGAAAACCUACCGAGCGAUCGCAGAGACCUACGCGUUCCUGCCGAGAGAAGCCGUGACCAGGUUCCUGAUGAGCUGCACCGAGUGCCAGAAGAGGAUGCAUUUCAACUCCAACGGCCUGGAGCCCAAAGAGAGUGAACCACCCUCCUCUUUGGUGUCUGGGAUCAUUGACUACAACAUGCCCCUCACCUCCACUUACCUGAAGCAAAUGAAGCUGCGGGUGAUGAAUUCCCAGGAGCAGGAUGAGACAUCGGUGAGCAGCGAGGACUUUGAUAUGAACGACUCCACAUGGAUCUCAGCUGACCAGCACCUGAACUCCAGCCUGAGCCCCAGCCAGGACGAGAGCAUGCGCAGCCCACAGAACCUGCCCGGCCAUGAGGACGAUGACUCCUCGUCAGAGAGCUGCAGCGGGAAUGGCUCCUCCACCCUGAACCCCUCGACCUCGAGCAGCACGCAGGGCGACAGCGCCUUCCCCGAGAUGAACGGCAAUGGCCCCGCGGCACCCAUGGACUUCACGGCGGCGGCCGACGAGCAGCCCAUCAACCUGUGCGACAAGCUGGCCCCGGCGCACGGCACCCCCUCCUACCAGGCGGACGGCUGCAGCGCCGACGGGCUGCGCAGCAGGGGCAAGUACGGCGUGAAGAGCACGGCAGAGUCCCCUCCAUACAGCUCUGGCAGCUACGACUCCAUCAAGACAGAGGUGAGCGGCUGCCCCGAGGACCUGACCGUCGGCAGGGCCCCCACGGCUGAUGAAGAUGAUGAUGACCACGAUGACCAUGAAGACAACGAUAAGAUCAAUGACUCGGAGGGGAUGGACCCGGAGAGGCUAAAGGCUUUCAAUAUGUUUGUGCGCCUCUUCGUGGAUGAGAACCUGGACCGGAUGGUUCCCAUCUCCAAGCAGCCCAAGGAGAAGAUCCAGGCCAUCAUCGAGUCCUGCAGCCGGCAGUUCCCCGAGUUCCAGGAGCGGGCACGCAAGCGCAUCCGCACCUACCUCAAAUCCUGCCGCCGCAUGAAGAAGAACGGGAUGGAGAUGACCAGGCCCACGCCGCCACACCUGACCUCAGCCAUGGCCGAGAACAUCCUGGCCGCUGCCUGUGAGAGCGAGACGCGGAAAGCAGCCAAGAGGAUGCGGCUGGAGAUCUACCAAACCUCCCAGGACGAGCCCAUCGCUCUUGAUAAACAGCACUCCAGAGACUCCACAGCCAUCACCCACUCCUCCUACUCACUGCCAGCUUCAUCUUACUCCCAAGACCCAGUCUACAUCAAUGGAAGCCUCAACUACAGCUACCGUGGCUACGGGUCCCUGGGGGGCAGCCUGCAGCCGCCUGCCUCCCUCCAGACGGGCAACCACAGUAACGGUCCCACGGAUCUCAGCAUGAAAGGUGGGGCCUCGAGCACGGCCCCGUCCAACAGCACCAGCAGGGGGAUGCAGGCUGCGCAGCUCAGCCCCACGGAGAUCAGCGCCGUGCGGCAGCUCAUCGCCGGCUACCGGGAGUCCGCGGCCUUCCUGCUCCGCUCGGCAGACGAACUGGAAAACCUCAUUUUACAGCAGAACUGACUCCUCCUCGCUCCAGAAGACAAUUCCUACCUGCUGGCAAGAGGCUCCCGGCGCGUCCUGCUCAGGACCAUCGCCCUCCCGCCCGGGUACACGUAGUUUUAGAAGGUGGAAUCCAAAAGACCUCUUUUCUUUUACACUCCGAGCACCUGGGACUUGAGGCACAAGGACACGUUUUGAACCGUACCAACAGCCAAACCCGCGGCUCGGGAGGACGUGGGACUUCCAGGGCAGAAGGGAGCCUGGGGAGGUUUGGGGCUGCAGAUGUAUUUAGAAUAACCUUUGUGGACCCAAAUGUUAGAUUCCCGUCCCCAGAUAAUUUCUGAGUCUUAGGUGAGCUGAAUCACAUAUUUAUUGAGAAAUGGACCCUCCUCUCCCCUUAGUAAUUUAUUUUUCUGAAAAUGGAUUCUUUUGAGUUUGUA